GCACUACCAACGGUCACUCCACUUCCGCCGUGACAACGCUCAGCGCCGCCAUGACAGCUUUUAGAGCCUGAACUGUCCUUGCCAACAUUCCAACCCGCAUUGGCCUCAGCCUGUGAUAGCUAGUGUCCAGCAGAUGGCCUUUGUACACUACUCAUGCCCUUUGACACGUCUGCUGGUCAUCCUCUGCAUGAUCCGUGGCGUCAUGGCUUUCGAAGGCCUGAAGUGCCCGGGCGGCGCUAAAUUCACACGGGAAGGUAACUUAAAGCUAACAUGUAACAGUCCUCACUAUAUAAACACAAUUCACACAAUGAAGUGUGAAAGGGACAUCACUUUACUUGAAACAUCAAAUUGCACUGGCAAGAGGAUGGUGGUAAUUGGUCCGGGUUUAGCAAACAGGACCCUUUGCACGCGCAAGCAAUAUGAUGACUCGCAAGGCCAUUGCCAGGAUGGAAAACCAGUGGGCGAGGUUAACUGUAAAGACGAGAAUUCCAAAAGGAUUUAUAGUUGCUCUUUCAACGCAACUGAAAAAUACACAGUAGUGACUUGGAAUAUCUAUUGUCUGGAAUUCUGCCGAGCGGAGACUCACGGAAACAAAAGUUGUCUAUGGCUCAUGUCCAACGUAUGUCCGAUAACCAUCUCCAGAGAAAAACCACCAACUACCACCGCACCACCAACUACCGAAGCACCAACUACCGAAGCACCAACUACGGCAGCACCAGAGGAAGAAUUCCCCAUAUGGGCGGCUAUCCUCAUUGCACUUGGCAUUGGCGGUUUGAUUGCAUUGUGCCUGUGCCUGUGGCUGUGCCUACCGUGCAGAAAGCGUGAGCAGGCCCAAAGUCCCGUACAAGAUCCAGAAGGAGGAAAUGCCGAAAAUCCAGAAGGAGGAGAAGAUGCCGAAGGAGAGGAACCCGAAAGUGCUGAAAGUUCCGAAAGUUCCGAAAAGUCAAAAGAAUCAGCAGCAGAGGGUGGUGAAGAAGCAACAGAGGAGGAGUAAAGAACCGGAUUUGAAACAAAACAUUGCAAAAAACGCUGUGACCAAAUCAACUCCAUCAGCUCACGAGAACAGAACUUUGAUAAUAACUGAUUUGUUUACACGUACACUUGAUUACGAGUUACCAGCAUGUCGUAAGAGGAUGAUAGCACAGGCAACAACAAAAUCUAGUAUUUAUACAUCAAAGGGUAGGUCUCAGCGAUGUCUUUAUUGUUUAGCUUGGUCUCAGUGAAAACAUCUGUAUUGUUUUAACUAGGGCUCCAUGAUAACAUCUGUAUUGUUUAGCUAGGGCUCCAUGAUAACAUCUGUAUAGUUUAACUACAUCUCAAUGCUAACAUCUGUAUUGUUUAACUAGG
Molecule: messenger RNA, 1347 nt
Organism: Pomacea canaliculata
Lineage: Eukaryota; Metazoa; Mollusca; Gastropoda; Architaenioglossa; Ampullariidae
Exons: 9
Coding region: 134-994 (286 amino acids)
Source: RefSeq, a predicted model, not a curated record